This is a messenger RNA of Daldinia decipiens, 411 nucleotides long. RefSeq lists its product as uncharacterized. The transcript has a single exon. Bases 1 to 411 code for a protein of 136 amino acids. Lineage: Eukaryota; Fungi; Ascomycota; Sordariomycetes; Xylariales; Hypoxylaceae. The record is from RefSeq and is a predicted model, not a curated record.
AUGUCUUCCGUACUACCGGUGGAUUAUCUAUGCGGUACCAUUGCAGCCCUCGUUGCCGGUGGCCAGCAGCGAGUUGGCGAGGACUACGACUUCGUAAGCCUGCGGGCGCCCACAUUCGAGGAGUUUUUCAAAGUCAUGAAUCGGGUCAGCGGUGGUAAAGGACUGAUAAGCUUUCGUGAAUGGCACAGCCGGGCACUUGAGUAUGCAGCCACCCACCCCAACAAUCCACUGGCUCGCAUCACCACUAUCACCGACGGCCACAACGACGAGACUGCAGCUUAUUUAGUGAAAGGCGGCCAGAUUGAUAACAAGCAUGUCCUCGGGCUUGAUUUUGAAUCUGCCAUUCUGGUUGAUGAGGGAUAUAUACGCAAAUAUUUAGAUCGUAUUCACGCCGCGAGCUAUAGCGGAUAG